Messenger RNA from Bathycoccus prasinos, 1716 nucleotides. RefSeq lists its product with no specific name. The coding region runs from base 1 to 1716 and encodes 571 amino acids. The record is from RefSeq and is a predicted model, not a curated record. Gene Ontology annotation, molecular function: metal ion binding. The transcript has a single exon. Lineage: Eukaryota; Viridiplantae; Chlorophyta; Mamiellophyceae; Mamiellales; Bathycoccaceae.
AUGGUGGAAGAACCAAAGUGGCCACCUUGGUCGAUCUUACCCGACGACGACGUCUGUUCCGUCUGCUUGUCUCGACCAGAACAAAGAGGACGAAUAGAAUCCUGUUCGCAUUUGUUCUGUUAUCGAUGCAUAUAUGACUGGUCUCGAGUGGAGACGAAGUGUCCGAUGUGCAAACAGAGGUUUUAUUGGAUCGAGAGAGAGGCGAAGGAGAAGAAGGAGAAGAAGAAGAGCGAUGGUGAGGGUGAUGAUGAUGAUGAUGAUAAUAAGAAUAGUAGUAUUAGCGAUAUCAACGACAUAAAAAACAAUCAGAGAGAAAAACCGACGUAUUGUCCUUUGAAGAACCAAAAUGGAAACCAAGAGGAGGAAGACGAAGACUUAGAUCCGGCGGAGCACAUCAUAUGCACGGUGUGCCAAUCUGGAGACGACGAGAGGAACUUGUUAUUGUGCGACGGGUGCGACGAAGGUUAUCACGUUUCCUGCGUUGGUUUACAGCGAGUACCGAGAGGGAGAUGGCAUUGUCCUUCGUGCGCCAGGUGGGAGCGAGAGCGAGAAGAGAGAGAAGCGAAUAGAAGGAGACUUGCCGGUGCGACAACAACGACGACGACAACGACAACAAGAAGAGAAGGUUCAACGUCUAGAGCAGCGCGAAUGGCGAGAGCGCCGAGAGGAGAUGCCAGUCCUGCCGCUCGAUUGGGUAUGCUGGAAGCGUUGGUCAAUCCUACGAACGAGGAUGUACACGGCGAAUUGGCUUUGAGGGAAAACGCCCUUUUGGCAUCCGCCGCGAACGAGGAUCCCGCGCACAGAGAAAAUCGAUUGGUGAGAGAAAGGAGACAGGCGAACAGAAUGCGGAACGGAGAAGUGCGGUUAUCAGGUGGUGGUGGUGGAUCGAGUACGUUUAAUCGCGGCGAUUCGCACAGAAGACGACAGAUUGCCAUCGUUCAAGAAUUGAGAGACGCGUGGGAACGACUGAUGAAGGAAGAAGAAGAAUUUCCCGACGUCGAUGAGGUUGCACUGAUAACGCAAAGCCGUGGAAGUGGAGGUCGCAAUAAUGCUAGUAAUACCACCAAUGAUUUAGAAAACGCGAGGAGCAACGCGAACAUUGACGUCGAAACGGCGUGGAAACUCAUGGACUCGGCGAGAGCUGAAGAGGAGAAAGAGAAAAGAAUGAAGAGAGCGAAUAGAAAAAAGAAAGUAGCGUUGGGAAGAAGCGCGGAAGAAAAUGAACAACCGUCUUCGUCGUUGCUAGCACGAAACAUAUCGUCGACAGAUCCCGUCAAACGACCGAAAAUUCGCGUUAGAGUGUCGACAGAUUACACCUACAACAACAACAACAACAACAAUGCGUUAGGUGUGCUUCAAAGCGUUCCUUCAUUUUUACGCGAUACUUUAGGUGAUGGUGAUGGCGGUAAUAACGCUUCGAACGCUACUGAAGAAAAAGAAGAAGAAGAUAAACAACUUCCACUUCCUCCAGUCAUCGAUGUCUACCGCACAGCCGCGGAUGCGGCAAAAGCGUUACUCAUCGCCCAAUUCCGCGAUAAGACUUUAUCAAAGGACCAAUACAAAAAUACCGUCAAAGCAAUCGUAAAGAAGUGCGCGGAGGCGGACAAAAACAUGCAAAGACUCCAAGCCGGCUCUAUCACCGUCGCUGACAUCGAGCGCAUCGCCAGAAUCGACGCAGAAGAAGUAGUAUUAGCCGCUGCAAAAGCAAAAAUGUAA